AUGAUCCUACGGCCUCUAGUAUCCUGCCUCUCGUUCCUCAGCCUCAGUACCGCAGCGUCAUUCAAACCGUCGAUAUCGGGACGACAGUCGACCUCCUGCAACAAUUCGCCUUCCCUCUGCUCGAAACCCUACAACAGCAUCGUCCACCUAGGCGCCCACGACUCUCCAUUCCUUCGAGACGCCUCGACGGGAUUCUCAACCUCAGGCAAUCAGUACUAUAACUCUAGCGUCCAGCUAUCAGCUGGCGUGCGUCUGCUCUCGGCACAGGUCCACCAAUCUAACGGAGAAUACCAUUUGUGCCAUUCAUCCUGCGACCUGCUGGAUGCCGGAAUUGUGUCGGACUGGCUGGAAGAGAUCAAGACGUGGCUGGACAGCAACCCGAACGAAGUGGUGACGAUCCUCCUCGUCAAUUCAGACGAUGCCACCCCACAAGAACUGGGUGCGCACUUCACGACGGCGGGAAUCACAGAUUAUGCAUACGUUCCGCCGUCCACAAGCGUACCUCCGUCCACAGGAGCAUGGCCUACACUGCAAGAGUUGAUCACCGCAAAUAAACGGCUAAUGGUUUUCGUCGCGUCGCUUGACAACCCAGCCUCCAUACCAACGGAAUAUGCGUACCUUAUGGACGAGUUUACGUUUAUAUUCGAAAACCCGUUCGAAAACGUCGAUCCGAGUGACUUCACCUGUGACCCCGACCGGCCCUCGAGCUUGCAAGGAAAUAGCCAAGGUGCAAUCGCGUCGGGUCGCAUGGCUCUCAUGAACCACUUCCUCUAUAAGGAAGGCCUCUUCGACAUCGAGACUCCUGACGUGGACAAGAUCAACGUCACAAAUUCACCGGGCAAUAGCAUUGGCAAUCUCGGCUACGCGCUUUCCACCUGUAAUUCCCAAUAUGGCAGACCACCGACAUUCACUCUUGUGGACUUUUUCGACGAAGGACCGGCCAUCGCUGCCGUGGACGCCUUGAAUGGAGUGGCGUCGCCGGUUGGACGGACACCUCUGCCUCCACGAGACACCAGGGAGGAUAUCGAUCGGAGUCAGUCGAGUUUCCAAGGUGUCGUGGAUUUGGUAAAUGAUGUUAAAGACGGGAAGAAACCUAGUGUCGGUGCAUGGAUCUGGGCUUCUGGGCUGUGGACUUUUGGCGGGAUCAAUCUAAGUGGCGGGAAUGUUCUGGAAUGA
This is a messenger RNA of Cladophialophora yegresii CBS 114405, 1176 nucleotides long. RefSeq lists its product as uncharacterized. Lineage: Eukaryota; Fungi; Ascomycota; Eurotiomycetes; Chaetothyriales; Herpotrichiellaceae. The record is from RefSeq and is a predicted model, not a curated record. Gene Ontology annotation, biological process: lipid metabolic process. Bases 1 to 1176 code for a protein of 391 amino acids. Gene Ontology annotation, molecular function: phosphoric diester hydrolase activity. The transcript has a single exon.